Spodoptera litura is the source of this 1965-nucleotide messenger RNA. RefSeq names its product putative transporter SVOPL. Gene Ontology annotation, cellular component: membrane. Lineage: Eukaryota; Metazoa; Arthropoda; Insecta; Lepidoptera; Noctuidae. Gene Ontology annotation, biological process: transmembrane transport. Gene Ontology annotation, molecular function: transmembrane transporter activity. The record is from RefSeq and is a predicted model, not a curated record.
GUGCAGUUUACAACGAAGCAUGGAACAGUCCGGGUUGAUGUGAAUUGUGAACGAGGCACGGGAUCGGGACCGCAGUCGUAGGCCAGCCAGUAUCACAAACUAAUUCCUGAUAUACGCACGACUUUUUAAUACGCGCGCUCUUACGCUCGCUAAUUACCGCUUCGCAUCAUUAUCACUCUUUAUAAAUCGGACGUGUUUUAGCACAGUUGUAAUCAGUUAAUUAAUUGGAAUAAUAAUAUCGUGUUUUCGUUCAUCAAUACGGUUUUAUCUGCAGUCGCAGAAAGACGACUGAAAACAAUGCUUGCUACAAGUUGUGAUCUCUGGUUCUGAAAUUAAAUAACUUUUAGUUUAAUAUUGUGUAUAUGAUAUUAUAACAAUGGAAAGUAAAAUAAAUACUGUUGCUGAGGAUGUGGAUAGUAAAGACAAACAUGCGGCUGAUCUGGAUCAGGCGUUAGCAGUUGCAGGACUAGGAUGGUACAAUAUCAAAUAUUGCCUAAUAUUAGCUACGUUCCUGAUAUCUGCUAUCGUGGAACCAGUAGGUUACUCCUUCGUGCUACCAGCAGCGAUGUGUGAUCUGGACAUGACUGACGCACAGAGAGGGUUUAUCGCAUCAAUACCUUACAUAGGUAUAGUCGCCACGUCAUUUCCCUGGGGUUUUCUGGUAGACACCAAAGGUCGUAAGAAGAUGGUAAUACUCGCCUCCUUAACUGCUGGAGUCUUCGGCAUAUUAGCUGGCUUCAUGCCAGAUCUAAUCACUUUUGCAAUUUGCAAAUUCCUCACAGCACUUUGCAUAGCCUGCCCGGCGGCAGUGCCCUACACGUUCAUAGGUGAGAUCCUUCCUGCCAAGAACCGGGAUGUCAUCCUAUCCAUCACUAAUUCUCUACAGAUUAGCGGGUCGGCUUUAGUACCAUUACUUGCUUGGGCAAUAUUACCUCUGGACUUCCGGAUAGACUUCGGAUUAUACCUCUUCAGACCAUGGAGGCUUCUAACAAUCAUAUACGCAGCCUUCUACAUCUUAGCGGCAGUUUUACUACUUUUUGGUCCAGAGAGUCCAAAAUACUUAGUAUCUCAGGGCAAAAUGGAUGAAGCACUCAAAAUUCUUCAAGUUAUGUAUGCAAGGAACAAAAAGAAAUCCCCUGAAGAUUAUCCGAUUAAACGGCUGAUUGCUCCUCCUCGCGACACUGAAAAGAAAAGUUUCCUGAAAACGCUAAAAGUACAAAGCGUACCGUUAUUCAAACCGCCAUAUUUGAAAUGGUUUGCGCUAAACGGAUUCCUUAUGUUUGGAAUCUUCUCAGUAUUAAACGGUCUGUACAUGUGGGUACCAGAUGUCCUAAACAGGGUGCUCACUGGUGACGGCGAAGGCAAAACAGCUUGUGACGUCAUUUUCGAUAGACUUAAUCAGACGGUAGAUGCAGACGCUGAAUGCGUGGAUACAAUAGAAAAUAUUACUUUUGUGAUCAAUUCAGUGGCUAACAUAAGUUGUGCCAUAUUAUCAGUGGCUGUCAGUAGUACAGUCAAGUUUAUAGGCAAGAAGAGACUUCUGAUCUCAUUGUUCUUCGUGAUAGGAACAUUCUGUGUACUUAUCAACUUUAUAACACAAGACAUGAUCUUUGCUGUACUUCUGUCAUCUUUUCCCAUCAUGGGUCUAGCCUUGGGGCCAGUUAAUGCCUAUGCUGUGGAGUUCUUCCCUACGAAUUUGAGGGGCAUGGCUAUAGGCCUGACAAUGAUGAUUGGACGUAUUGGGUCUAUAGUCGGCACCAACGUCGCUGGCAUCCUGCUGAAUGUGUUUUGCGAAUUGACAUUCUAUCUAUUUGGAGGUUUAUUACUGUUUUGUGGUGUACUCUCGUUCGUGCUACCAAGUUCUCAAAGCCCACCAACAAAUAAGAAAGUUCAAGAAAUAGAAGAUACCAGACUGUGAAACUACAUAGUUAUUAAAUGCAUUUCACAAUAAAUUAAGAUUUUUAU